AAAAACCACAUCAUUUCCAUGUGUAUAACGUAAUUUCAGGAUCAUGAUAUCAAAUAUUGUCUAAGCGCAGCAAGUCAUUAUUAUAUUUUAUCUAAUUAAUAUAAUAUAUAAAUGAAUUAUACAAUUAUCAGUUGGUGAAUUGGCUGGCAAAUUGUGUAUCAAGAGACAACAAUAAACAUCCAAGACGAAGACCUUAAUAGAAAAAAUGAAACCAUGUGAUACCUCAUUUAUUCUAAGAUUCCUUUUGUCUUCUCUAACUUUGAUAUAUAUAGAUGCAAAAGGAGAAAGUAGAAUUCAUUCCUCAAAAUACCAAAACUUUAUUUCACAAAAGGUUCUUCACCUUUAAACAAAACUAAGAAAAAGAACUAGAAAUGGCAUCUUACCACACUCGAUCUUUCAGUUUUCCCUCAAAUUCUCACCCGGUUGCUGAUCAUUUAAACGAUCAAUUAUGUAGAUUAAGGUCAUCUCAAGGUGCCUCAAGUUCAUCGAUGACCAACAAACUUACUGGCCUUAAAGAUUUAUACAAGUGUGUUGAUGAGUUUCUCCAGCUCCCUCAAUCUCAAAGCCAAAAAGGUGUUGAUGAGGUUUUGGAUGGAUUUCUAAGAUUGAUCGAUAUUUGUGCCACAUCUCUGGAUGUCUUGGUACAAUCAAAGGAACGACUUCUUGACAUACAAUCAGUUCUCCAAAGAAGAUACAAUGGUGGACUUAACUUUACCAAUGAAUUUUCCGAGUACAUUAAAACCCGAAAAAUAGUUAAGAAGGUAGUAAAGAAGUGCUUGAAAGACAUUCAGGAAGUAGCCAAGAUUAAUGAAGCUAAUGCUACAGAAAGCAAGUUGAAAGAUGUUCAAUUAGUGACAGUUGAUGCCCUCAAGUCAUUGUUGUCAUACAUUGGUGGAUCACAAAAAAGUAACUGGUCUUUCUCUAAACUUGUGCACGCCAACAAAGCUCAGAAGGAAACAAAAUCCAUCAGUGCAUUUGAUGCAAUUGAUUCUACUGUUGAAUUGUCACAACUUAUCAAAUUAGAGUCUGAAAUUCAAGUUAUUGAACAGGAUUUAGAAUGGUUGUUUAGGCAUUUGGUCAAGACCAGAGCAACUCUACUGAAUGUGGUCAGUAACUAGGAAAAAUGUUCAAUAUUGUAAAUAAAUUUUUGAUCUGUAAAUGGAAGUUCUAUACAAAUGAAUAUACAAUUUUCUCUAAUUUAUGUCCUUGCCUACAUUCUACUAUCUAAUACUAUACUCCUUAAUUUCUUAAAUACUUGGAACAAUAAGGGACAUAAAAGCUGACUACUAGAGUAGUUUACAAUAAGCAACAAAAUGACAGAUUAUUAUGUUUCUGGUUCAAUCCUUAAGCAAUUUUCUGAUUUCUAAAAUUAAAAAUUUUAAAAUUUACAAAAUAGUAAUGCUUAAGAUAAAGUUUUACGGAGCUAGGUGAAAAACAGGAUGAAGUUUCUUCAAUAUGUUCCAUCUGACAACACAGCCGUAAGCUGAAUACUAAUUUUUAAAACAUACUUAUUAUAUGUUAUAUACUUGCUUAUAUUCCACUUAUCUUCUGGAAGGUAGCAGCCAGUAAUUAAAUAUAAAUAAAA
Messenger RNA from Amaranthus tricolor (Joseph's coat), 1585 nucleotides. RefSeq lists its product as uncharacterized. Gene Ontology annotation, biological process: shoot system development; root development. Bases 372 to 1118 code for a protein of 248 amino acids. NCBI's taxonomy places the organism in Eukaryota, Viridiplantae, Streptophyta, Magnoliopsida, Caryophyllales, Amaranthaceae. The transcript has a single exon. The record is from RefSeq and is a predicted model, not a curated record.